CUCUCCCCGGUAAAGUCUCGCGGUGCUGCUGGGCUCAGCCCCGUCUCCUCCUCUUGCUCCCUCGGCCGGGCGGCGGUGACUGUGCACCGACGUCGGCGCGGGCUGCACCGCCGCGUCCGCCAGCCCGCCAGCAUGGCCACCACCGCCACCUGCACCCGCUUCACCGACGACUACCAGCUCUUCGAGGAGCUUGGCAAGGGUGCUUUCUCUGUGGUCCGCAGGUGUGUGAAGAAAACGUCCACGCAGGAGUACGCAGCAAAAAUCAUCAAUACCAAGAAGUUGUCUGCCCGGGAUCACCAGAAACUAGAACGUGAGGCUCGGAUAUGUCGACUUCUGAAACAUCCAAACAUUGUGCGCCUCCAUGACAGUAUUUCUGAAGAAGGGUUUCACUACCUCGUGUUUGACCUUGUUACCGGCGGGGAGCUGUUUGAAGACAUUGUGGCCAGAGAGUACUACAGUGAAGCAGAUGCCAGCCACUGUAUACAUCAGAUUCUGGAGAGUGUUAACCACAUCCACCAGCAUGACAUCGUCCACAGGGACCUGAAGCCUGAGAACCUGCUGUUGGCGAGUAAAUGCAAGGGUGCCGCUGUCAAGCUGGCUGAUUUUGGCCUAGCCAUCGAAGUACAGGGAGAGCAGCAGGCUUGGUUUGGUUUUGCUGGCACCCCAGGUUACUUGUCCCCUGAGGUCUUGAGGAAAGAUCCCUAUGGAAAGCCUGUGGAUAUCUGGGCCUGCGGGGUCAUCCUGUAUAUCCUCCUCGUGGGCUAUCCUCCCUUCUGGGAUGAGGAUCAGCACAAGCUGUAUCAGCAGAUCAAGGCUGGAGCUUAUGAUUUCCCAUCACCAGAAUGGGAUACGGUAACUCCUGAAGCCAAGAACUUGAUCAACCAGAUGCUGACCAUAAACCCAGCAAAGCGCAUCACGGCUGACCAGGCUCUCAAGCACCCGUGGGUCUGUCAACGAUCCACGGUGGCAUCCAUGAUGCAUCGUCAGGAGACUGUGGAGUGUUUGCGCAAGUUCAACGCCCGGAGAAAACUGAAGGGUGCCAUCCUCACGACUAUGCUUGUCUCCAGGAACUUCUCAGCUGCCAAAAGUCUAUUGAACAAGAAGUCGGAUGGCGGUGUCAAGCCACAGAGCAACAACAAAAACAGUCUCGUAAGCCCAGCCCAAGAGCCCGCGCCCUUGCAGACGGCCAUGGAGCCACAAACCACUGUGGUACACAACGCUACAGAUGGGAUCAAGGGCUCCACAGAGAGCUGCAACACCACCACAGAAGAUGAGGACCUCAAAGUACGAAAACAGGAGAUCAUUAAGAUUACAGAACAGCUGAUUGAAGCCAUCAACAAUGGGGACUUUGAGGCCUACACGAAGAUUUGUGAUCCAGGCCUCACUUCCUUUGAGCCUGAGGCCCUUGGUAACCUCGUGGAGGGGAUGGAUUUCCAUAAGUUUUACUUUGAGAAUCUCCUGUCCAAGAACAGCAAGCCUAUCCAUACCACCAUCCUAAACCCACAUGUCCACGUGAUUGGGGAGGACGCAGCAUGCAUCGCCUACAUCCGCCUCACCCAGUACAUCGACGGGCAGGGUCGGCCUCGCACCAGCCAGUCAGAAGAGACCCGGGUCUGGCACCGUCGGGAUGGGGCAUUAGGAGAUUCCAGCCUGAGGUCGAACCUUCGCAGCCAGUGGCUCUGGAGGGCCUGAGUGACAGCGGCAGUCCUGUUUGAGGUUUAAAACAAUUCAAUUACAAAAGCGGCAGCAGCCAAUGCACGCCCCUGCAUGCAGCCCUCCCGCCCGCCCUUCGUGUCUGUCUCUGCUGUACCGAGGUGUUUUUUACAUUUAAGAAAAAAAAAAAGAAAAAAAGAUUGUUUUAAAAAAAAGGAAUCCGUACCAUGAUGCGUUUUAAAACCACCGACAGCCCUUGGGUUGGCAAGAAGGCAGGAGUAUGUAUGAGGUCCAUCCUGGCAUGAGCAGCGGCUCACCCACCGGCCUUGAAGAGGUGAGCUUGACCUCUCUGGUCCCCAUGGACUCAGGGGGACCAGGCAAGAACUCUGACAGAGCUUUGGGGGCCGUGAUGUGAUUGCAGCUCCUGAGGUGGCCUGCUUACCCCAGGUCUAGGAAUGGACUUCUUUGGAACUUGCAUAGUCGCCUAGAAUGGGGCUGAUGAGAACAUCGUGACCAUCAGACCUACUUCGGAGAGAAUGCAGAGCUCCCAGCCUGCUGUGGAGGCAGCUGAGAAGUGGUGGCCUCAGGACUGAGGGCCCGGACGUUGCUGUACUGUCUUGUUUAGUGUAGAAGGGAAGAGAGUUGGUGCUGCAGAAGUGUACCCGCCAUGAAGCCGAUGAGAAACCUCGUGUUAGUCUGACAUGCACUCACUCAUCCAUUUCUAUAGGAUGCACAAUGCAUGUGGGCCCUGAUAUUGAGGCCUUAUCCCUGCAGCUAGGAGGGGGAGGGGUUGUUGCUGCUUUGCUUCGUGUUUUCUUCUAACUCGGCAAGGAGAGAGCCGGGCCCUGGUCAGGGCUCCCGUGCCGCCUUUGGCGGUUCUGUUUCUGUGCUGAUCUGGACCAUCUUUGUCUUGCCUUUUCACGGUAGUGGUCCCCAUGCUGACCCUCAUCUGGGCCUGGGCCCUCUGCCAAGUGCCCCUGUGGGAUGGGAGGAGUGAGGCAGUGGGAGAAGAAGUGGUGGUCGUUUCUAUGCACUCAGGCUGCCUUUGGGGCUGCCUCCCUUCUUACUCUUCCUUGCUGCACGUCCAUCUCUUUCCCUGUCUUUGAGAUUGACCUGACUGCUCUGGCAAGAAGAAGAGGUGUCCUUACAGAGGCCUCUUUACUGACCAACUGAAGUAUAGACUUACUGCUGGACAAUCUGCAUGGGCAUCACCCCUCCCCGCAUGUAACCCAAAAGGUGUCCAGAGCCAAGGCUUCUACCUUCAUUGUCCCUCUCUGUGCUCAAGGAGUUCCAUUCCAGGAGGAAGAGAUCUAUACCCUAAGCAGAUAGCAAAGAAGAUAAUGGAGGAGCAAUUGGUCAUGGCCUUGGUUUCCCUCAAAACAACGCUGCAGAUUUAUCUGCACAGACAUCUCCACUUUUGGGGGAAAGGUGGGUAGAUUCCAGUUCCCUGGACUACCUUCAGGAGGCACGAGAGCUGGGAGAAGAGGCAAAGCUACAGGUUUACUUGGGAGCCAGCUGAGAAGAGAGCAGACUCACAGGUGCUGGUGCUUGGAUUUAGCCAGGCUCCUCCGAGCACCUCAUGCAUGUCCCAGCCCCUGGGCCCUAGCCCUUUCCUGCCCUGCAGUCUGCAGUGCCAGCACGCAGAUCCCUUCACCGCAGGGUUUCGUUUUGCUGGCUUGAAGACAAAUGGUCUUAGAAUUCAUUGAGACCCAUAGCUUCAUAUGGCUGCUCCAGCCCCACUUCUUAGCAUUCUUACUCCUCUUCUGGGGCUAAUGUCAGCAUCUAUAGACAAUAGACUAUUAAAAAAUCACCUUUUAAACAAGAAAUGGAAGGCAUUUGAUGCAGAAUUUUUGCAUGACAACAUAGAAAUAAUUUAAAAAUAGUGUUUGUUCUGAAUGUUGGUAGACCCUUCAUAGCUUUGUUACAAUGAAACCUUGAACUGAAGAUAUUUAAUAAAAUAACCUUUAAACAGUC
This is a messenger RNA of Symphalangus syndactylus (siamang), 3627 nucleotides long. It is a transcript of the gene CAMK2G, whose product is annotated as calcium/calmodulin dependent protein kinase II gamma. Gene Ontology annotation, biological process: protein phosphorylation. Gene Ontology annotation, molecular function: calmodulin binding; ATP binding; calcium/calmodulin-dependent protein kinase activity. Lineage: Eukaryota; Metazoa; Chordata; Mammalia; Primates; Hylobatidae. The record is from RefSeq and is a predicted model, not a curated record.